Leguminivora glycinivorella is the source of this 2020-nucleotide messenger RNA. RefSeq names its product luciferin 4-monooxygenase-like. Gene Ontology annotation, biological process: long-chain fatty acid metabolic process; fatty-acyl-CoA biosynthetic process. The transcript has 11 exons. Gene Ontology annotation, molecular function: long-chain fatty acid-CoA ligase activity. Bases 348 to 2000 code for a protein of 550 amino acids. The record is from RefSeq and is a predicted model, not a curated record. NCBI's taxonomy places the organism in Eukaryota, Metazoa, Arthropoda, Insecta, Lepidoptera, Tortricidae.
CGCAGUCGUUUCCCGAUCGUUCUACCGGUAUCAGGUGUUGUUUAUAUAAAUUUAACAUAUAUAAAAAAAAAGUGUUAAUACAAUUGAAAGAUUUCCAUGUUGUAACUUAAUAGUUACCUGGUUCAUAAAUUUGACUUUUUUAUUUUACUUGUGGGACAUAAAUAAUUGAAAGAACUUUAGAACUACGAUGCGUUUUUAGUGUUUAUUAGUGCAUUUACGUACUUAAUGCAAAAAGUAGUUUUAUAAAGUGCAUUGUGUGGAUUCUCAGGGCAUAAGAAUUGUGCGAUUAUUAAAUAUCUGCAUACGAAAGCGUAUACCUGCGUCACCUGCACCUGUAUCAGCAAACGAUGCAUCCGUCAAGACGAGUGAACGAUUCCGUACAUUGGUUCAUGAACGGGUUGGCGUCCAGAGUGGUCGCGGAGUCUGGGAUACCUUCAGAUGUGCACCAUCUUGGAAAAAUCGUGUUGAGGAGCCUUAAGGAUGAUCCAGAUUUCGUUUUACAGAUUGACGGCGCGACCGGGGAAUCUGAGACCAAUGGAUCAGUGCUUGAAAGGACCGUACGCUGUGCCAUCGCGCUCAAGAGCCGGGGUCUCCAGCGCGGCGACGUCAUCACUCUCAUGGCUCCGAACCACAUAGACUUGGCUAUACCGUUCUAUGCUGCGUUGUACCUUGGAGUCAUUGUGUCUCCUAUUGAUAGGACUUCAAGUGUUGAUGAACUCCAACGAACUUUCGAAGUGACCAGACCAAAGGUGGUCUUCUGCCAAAACAACCGGGCCCAAGAUGUGCAGCUAGCUCUAAACGGAAUCGGUUCUGAUGCCUUCAUAAUCACCUUUGAUAAAGGAGACCAGCUCAGCUUUCCUGAAUUCUUGGAGAAGUAUGGGGGUGAAAGCCCUAUCGAUGAGUUCAUACCAACAGAUUUCGACCCAGAAGACACUAUUGCCCUCCUAUUACCCACCAGCGGAACUACAGGACUGCCCAAAAGUGCUGCCGCUACUCAUAAGAAUUUGGCAAUCACAGCUCCAUAUGACUGGAUCCGACACACGAAGUUCCCAAGCCCUACAAGGAUGGUAUUCGUCAUAUCACCCUUACAAUGGCUGACUGCAAUAGCCAUGUUCCUGGCAUCUCCGAUCAUGCGAAUAACAAGGCUACAGUCAUCACAGACAUUAACGCAAAAGCACACGUAUCAGCUUAUUAACAAAUACAAGCCAACCUUCAAGAUAGUCAGCCCGACGUUUCUAACAACCCUUCUAACACCGGAGGGUUAUGAGGAGUGCGACUUCAGCUGUUUCGAGACAAUCAUGAUAGGAGGCAGUGCCGUUACAGCCGAUCUGAUACAGGAGAUUAAGAGAAAAGCACCGCGCGCUGAAGUAUUAAAAGGCUAUGGUAUGAGCGAAGUCACAUCACUGGUGUUUAUAAAUGAAGGUUUAAACCCCGGUUCUGCCACCGUAGGGAAGCCUAUGGGCUGUUUGCAGUACAGGUUAAUAGACGUGGAGAACCAAGAGGACAUCUACCAGCCAUACAAGAACGGGGAACUCUGGGUUAAAGGACCUGGCAUAAUAAAAGAAUACUACAGAAACCCUGAAGCGACAGCAGAAGCGUUUGCCGAAAACGGCUGGUUUAAGACCGGUGACAUGUUCUAUAGGGAUGAUAACUAUAACUUUUUCUAUGUGGAGCGAAUUAAACUGCUGCUGAAGUAUAUGAAUCAUCAAAUCUCCCCAGUAGAACUGGAAAGUACAAUCCGCCGGCACCCAGGGGUUCUAGACGUGGCCGUGAUCGGUAUACCGGACAAGCGAGGGGACUUACCGGUCGCUUGCGUGGUGCGACGACCAAGACACUACGUCAGUGCUGAAGAGAUAGAACAGCUCGUCAAAGAUACUUUGGCAGAAACAAAACAACUGAGGGGAGGAGUGAUAUUCCUGGACGCGAUUCCACAAACAGCAUCCACGAAGAUCCACCGGAGAAAGCUCAAAGAGAUUGCUAUACAAAUGUUAACAAAUUAAACAUUUACCUACCUACAGAA